AUGGCCCAGGAAUAUAAGCUCAAGGGCGUCACCUCGCUCGACCUCAAGCCAGGCGCCAAGAAGGAGGUCGAGGUUGAGGGGCUCGACACCAAGGUCCUCCUCCUCAAUGACGGAAGCAAGGUCCAGGCUGUCGGUGCAAAGUGCACCCACUAUGGCGCUCCUCUAGUCAACGGAGUCCUGACCACAAACGGCCGUCUUACCUGCCCUUGGCACGGAGCUUGCUUCAACGCCAAGACCGGCGAUGUCGAAGAUGCCCCUGCCCUCGAUGCCCUCCCUGUCUACAAGGUCAUCCAGAAAGACGACGGUUCCGUCUACAUCUCCGGCGAGGAGGCCACAGUCAAGGCUGGCCGUCGCAAGCCCAACAUCAGGUGCAAGGUCCAGUCUGCAUCAGUGGAAGACAGAGUCCUGGUGGUGGGCGGUGGCUCCGGCGCUAUCGGUGCGAUCGAGGGUCUCCGUACAAACGGCUUCCAGGGACCCAUCACUCUGAUCUCCAACGAAGGCUACCUGCCAAUUGACCGCACAAAACUGUCCAAGGCCCUCAUCACCGAUGCGAGCAAGGUCGAGUGGCGCGACAAAGAGUUCUUUGAGAGCGGCAGCAUUGAGAUUGUUGACGAUGAAGUCACCGGCGUCAGUUUCGCCAACAAGACGGUUAGCACCAAGGCCGGCGGGAACUAUGGCUACAACAAGCUCAUUCUGGCCACUGGCGGUACAGCCAAGUCGCUCCCUCUGCAAGGCUUCAAGGUGCUGGGCAACAUCUUCACGUUAAGAAACGUCCAUGACACCAAGCAGAUUGUGGACACCAUUGGCGACAAAGGCAAGAAGAUCGUUGUCGUUGGCAGCUCCUUCAUCGGAAUGGAAUUUGCCAACGCCACCGCUGCAGACAACGAGGUCCAUGUCAUCGGCAUGGAGGGCGCACCUCUGGAGCGUAUACUGGGAACUGAUGUCGGCACUGCCCUCCAAAAGGCCUUCGAAGGCAAGGGCAUCAAGUUCCACAUGAACGCCGGUGUUGACAAGGCUGAGCCUUCGACAUCUGACCCCUCCAAGGUGGGCGCCGUGCUACUGAAGGAUGGCACCCGCCUGGACGCGGAUCUCGUUGUGCUUGGUGUCGGCGUUGCUCCCAGCACUCAGUUCCUCAAAGACAACACAAUCGUGAAGCUUGAGGGCGAUGGCAGUCUCAAGACCGACGAGAACUUCAGCGUUGUCGGGCUCAAGGACGUAUACGCGAUUGGCGACAUUGCCAGCUACCCCUACCACGGCCCAGGAGGCGAGGGCAAGUACGUCCGCAUCGAGCAUUGGAACGUAGCGCAGAACGCCGGGCGGACUGCUGCUAGCCACAUCGUCGCACCCACGAGGAAACCCGCACCCUUCACGCCAGUCUUCUGGAGCGCCCUGACCGCACAGCUCCGCUACUGCGGAAACACAAUCGGUGGCUACGACGACGUCGUGUUCCAGGGCAGCCUGGACGAGGGCAAGUGGGCCGCCUUCUACACCAAGGGCGAGACGGUAGUGGCAGUUGCCAGCAUGGGCAAGGACCCUGUAAUGGUACAGAGUGCGGAGCUCAUGGCUCUGGGCAAGAUGCCCAACAAGUCCAAGCUGAAGGAAGGCCUGGACCCGGUCAGCCUUGGACCACCGGAGUAG
Molecule: messenger RNA, 1638 nt
Organism: Diaporthe citri
Lineage: Eukaryota; Fungi; Ascomycota; Sordariomycetes; Diaporthales; Diaporthaceae
Exons: 2
Coding region: 1-1638 (545 amino acids)
Cellular component (GO): cytoplasm
Molecular function (GO): 2 iron, 2 sulfur cluster binding; flavin adenine dinucleotide binding; oxidoreductase activity, acting on NAD(P)H
Source: RefSeq, a predicted model, not a curated record